Messenger RNA from Pieris rapae (cabbage white), 2204 nucleotides. RefSeq names its product trehalase-like. Gene Ontology annotation, molecular function: alpha,alpha-trehalase activity. Gene Ontology annotation, biological process: trehalose catabolic process. The coding region runs from base 315 to 2060 and encodes 581 amino acids. The transcript has a single exon. The record is from RefSeq and is a predicted model, not a curated record. NCBI's taxonomy places the organism in Eukaryota, Metazoa, Arthropoda, Insecta, Lepidoptera, Pieridae.
UUCUUUAUUGUGUCAGUGUAUCAGACAGUUACGCAGAGGAGGCACGCGUUUUAUCGUGACGCAAGUUUUCUCGGGACAGUGAUCUAGUUUUCGUUGCCUUGCCUCGGUCGUCGGCAGUGAAAGUUAAAUCAGCUGAGAUGGGACAUCGCCCCGGAACGCAUUGAGGGACGCACGAUGGCAUUACAGAAGCUAGCGUCAGUCGCGGGCCGGACAUAUACACACACGGUCCGCUGCACUGGCUCUUACUGCACGCUCGCGCUAAGGUUAUGUUUAUCAGCGAUUUCCGUACUCGCCCUGAGUAAGCCAGACUGAUAAUGUUACAGAAUCUGCGUCGCUAUGCGCCGCUUUACCCGGUUCUAGGAAUUCUGGGCGCGUGUGCUCAGGCGUUGACAGUCGUUCCUUCAUGCAAUUCCUCAAUUUAUUGCACUGGUGAACUUCUACACAGAGUGCAACUUGCAAGGAUAUUUCCCGAUUCGAAAACUUUCGUCGAUCUUAAGCUCGUUCACACUGAGAAUGAAACGCUUGCAGAUUUUGCGAAGCUAAUGCAAAAAACUGCCAACAAUCCAUCGCGGGAUCAAUUAGCCGGUUUCUUGGAUCAACAUUUCUUAGAUGGAAAUGAACUCGAACAGUGGCGGCCUCCUGACUUCAACCCGGAUCCACCUAUAUUAAAACAGAUUACUGAUCCGAAGCUUCGGGAAUUUGCAAAGAAUGUUAUAGGAUUUUGGGACAAGCUGGGUAGAAAAGUGAACCCUGAUGUCAACACGCAUUCCAAUCAAUACAGUUUCCUUUAUGUUCCUAAUGGGUUUAUUGUUCCCGGUGGUCGUUUUAAAGAGCUUUAUUAUUGGGAUUCAUUCUGGAUUAUACGCGGUCUCCUCAUUUGCAAUAUGACACAGACUGCUAAGGGUAUGAUAGAAAAUUUAUUGUAUUUAGUAGAAAAGUUCGGAUAUAUACCGAACGGGAGCCGAGUUUAUUAUUUAGGAAGAAGUCAGCCUCCGAUGUUAGCUGCAAUGGUAGCUAUUUAUUACACAUAUACCGAUGAUUUAGCUUGGUUAGAAAAACACCUGCCAACUGUCGAAAAAGAACUACAGUAUUGGUUAGAGAAAAAGAAAGUAACAGUAGAAGUAAAAGGCAAGCAUUAUGUACUGCUCCGCUAUUUUGCCGAUCGAUCUGGUAAAGGUCCACGACCAGAAUCAUAUUUUGAAGAUUACACCACUGCCCAAACUUUAGAAGAUGCUAUUAAAAGAGAAGAAUUUUAUGCCGAAAUGAAAAGUGCUGCAGAAAGCGGAUGGGACUUCUCAACACGGUGGUUUGUGACUGCCGGUCAAGAUGUCAUCGGCAAGUUAACUGAUGUGCACGCCUCUAGAAUUCUCCCGGUAGAUUUAAACGCCAUUUUUGCUGGAGCACUCGAACUAGUAGGCGACUUCCGGAAUAAACUAAAGGAUAGAAGAGAAGCUAAAAAAUGGUGGAGCCUAGCUAAAUAUUGGAGGAAUGCGAUAGAAAAUGUUAUGUGGGAUGAUGCGGAUGGUGUCUGGUAUGAUUAUGACGCUAAGGCGGAGGCACCUAGGCGACACUUUUAUCCAAGUUGCACUGCUCCACUUUGGGCUGGUGCUGUAGAGGAAUACGAUGCACCGCGAUACGCUGGCCGAUUAGUAAGGUACUUGCUUGCGUCGGGGGCUUUGGAUUUCCCCGGCGGCGUACCAGCGUCGAUCUUACACUCGGGAGAGCAGUGGGAUUAUCCAAAUGCCUGGCCACCUUUACAGAGCAUUUUGAUAGGUGGCCUCGAAGCCAGCGGCAACGAGGAAGCACAGAAACUAGCACAGGAACAGGCUGUUAUAUGGAUGCGUUCUAACUACUUGGGCUACAGUACAUGGCAAAAAAUGUUCGAGAAGUAUAGUGCCGUACAACCUGGUCACCAAGGCGGAGGGGGCGAGUAUCAAGUUCAGGAUGGCUUUGGAUGGACAAAUGGAGUUGUGCUAGAGUUACUUCAGAGAUACGGCAGAGAUAUUACCUUGCAUGAUCGGCGAGGUACUACAUUACCGUACGUACGCCAAGUAUUAUAGGUACGUAGUUUUAUAUGUGUAUACGCUACCAGUUAUUAUGAAUUGUUAAUAUUAUAUAGGUUGAGGCAGAUUCUAAUAUAAUAAAUAAGAUCAAUGUGAUAUUUACUGUAACGUUGCACGCAGAUAUUUAAAUUUUUUCUUAAA